AUAGUAAUGCAAUUCAAUUUAUUUCCACAAUGACAGAAACUAGUCUGGAUGAACUGGUGAGUGACUUGGGACUGGAACACCACCUGAAGAACAAGCUGACUCUGAGCAAGGUGCUGGAGAUUGAUGGAGAGACUUCAAGUGAUGAAAGCAUCCAAUCUCUGAAAUCUCUGCCGUGGUGUUUCCUGAGGAGAUUGAUGAUGGUGAAUGUGACUGCUAGGAGCGUGAGGUGCGCCUCAAAACAGGACAUGACUUACCAGACCCUUGGCAGCUUACUGAAUACCCUGAACAAUCCACAGGACCACAGCAACAUAAUCAACCCCCUGGACCUCAUAACUGCUGUGUUUCUCUGCUCGGAUGGCUUUCUCCAGCAGGAGAUGGCUUUGAAAAUGUCCAUGUGCCAGUACUCUGUGCCUCUGCUGCUUCCUAAGUGUGAUGCACAGCAGUGUACUUUAAUGCUCUGGGCCAUGAGGGAUAUUGUGAAAAAGUUCAAGCCACACUCUUUGGCAGACCCGAGUGGGUUUGUGGAGCAAAGCAUUGUUCUCUGUGAGCUCCCCAUGAUCUCUUUUGUGAGGCUGGGAAGCAGCAGCUUGUCGAAGUCUCACAUUCUGAACCAAGUUCUCAGCAACCCUCAGCAGUACCACGAAACCUUUGUUCACAGAAACAUGGAGUGUGGUGACAGACCAAGGAGGAUUUCCAACGGGCUGGUGGAGAUCAGCUGGUAUCUGCCCAGUGGGAAGAGAAACAUUGACAUCUUCUCUGAGCCACUGGCUAUAGCUAACCUCCGUGGGGACCUCAGGGACUUUGAAACUCAGUACGCUUUCCUCUGCUACGAUUCUGCUGCCAUAUUUUUGUUCUGUGAUGAUUUUGGGUCAGAAUGCAAAUUUCUGGUCUCACAGCACCUUCAAGGUCAAUUGAUGUUGAUCAGCAAUUCACAGAGCAAGAGCUUCAAUGAGAAUGAUUUCACAAGAUGUGUUUCUCAGUUGAAACUAAAACCCAGUAACAUCAUCAUAAAGGGUCCACAGAUGAACGAUGCACAAUUAAUCAAAAACCUGCAUUCGGCUAUCAGUGGAAUUUUGAAGGGUAACAUGGUCAAAAUGAGUAUUGAAGGGUUGUCUGAUGUUGCCCAUGAGUUUGGGAUCCAGGUUGAUGAAGAAUAUAUCGACUGUCAGAGGGGCAAGAAGAAGGCCGAUGAAAUCACUGGAGGGAUAUCUGAUAUACCAAGCUUCAAGGAGAAAGAGCUGCCCUUGCAAGGGACUGCAUGGAAACAGCUGGCCAAACUGGAGAGGGAAGAGUGCAGGAUGAAAAAUUCUGGGGAGAAAAACAUAGAAGUUUACAGGAAUGAGCUUGCAGAACAGAAGCAAGAGCUCAGAGCACAGCAGAGGGCUCACAACAUCUCGGAGUCUAUGUCCUGUUUCAUCAAAGCAAUGUCAGAGUCCACAGAGGAGCGCAAGUAUUUCCACAAGUGGAUGAGGAUCAACCUGGACAAUCUGUCACGCAAAAGCCUUCCACCCCUUCAGGCAGAGUACAAGAAACUGUGUCAGAAUUCCUUGGAAAACAAGGAGCGCAUUGCACAGUUGGACAGGAAGAUCUCCAGCUGCUCCUUGGGGAUGGAGCACUUCCUGCGGGAAAUGGGUCAGCUGUACGAGUCGGCCUGCUCACAUCCCAAAGGCCCCACCCCUCAGAUUCAGCGCCUGCCACGUCUGUGUGCUGAGCUGUUGCAGGAAGGCUUUCCUCUGGAGCUGGUAGAUGGAGAUGCAUCCAACAUUCCUCUGCAGUGGGUGACUCAGGUUCUGAAGGAACUCCAUCAACUAACACAGGACAAAUGUAAGAUCCGGGUGAUCACUGUACUGGGGGUGCAGAGCACUGGGAAGUCCACCCUCCUGAACACCAUGUUCGGGGUCCAGUUUGCCGUCAGUAGUGGCAGGUGCACGAGAGGAGCCUUCAUGCUCCUCAUCAGAGUGAAAGAGGAAUUUAAAGAGCAGCUUGGCUGUGAUUACAUCAUGGUUAUUGACACUGAAGGUUUGAAGUCACCAGAGUUCGCCCAGUUGGAUGACAGUUAUGAGCAUGAUAAUGAACUGGCUACGCUGGUGGUGGGGCUGAGUGACAUCACAAUCAUCAACAUCGCCAUGGAGAACUGCAUGGAGAUGAAGGACAUCCUGCAGAUUGUGGUGCACGCCUUCCUGCGCAUGAAAGAAGUUGGGAGAAAACCCUGCUGUCAGUUUGUGCACCAGAAUGUCCCAGACAUCUCUGCCCAUGACAAGAACAUGAGGGACAGGAAGAAUCUACUGGAGCAGCUGAAUGAGAUGACCCAGGCAGCAGCUAAGAUGGAAAAGAGGGGAAACAGCAAAAUAUUUACUGAUGUCAUGGAGUACGAUCCAGAGAGAAACAACUGGUACAUCCCUGGGCUCUGGCAUGGCAUCCCUCCCAUGGCACCGGUGAAUGUUGGCUACAGUGAUUCUGUGAAUCAGUUCAAGAGGAGUGUGACUGAGAGGUUUCAGCAACACAAAUCUGGAAAGAGCUCACCACACACAUUCAGUGAGUUCCUUGAAUGGACCAGGAGUUUGUGGGAGGCAGUGAAAUAUGAGAACUUCAUCUUUAGUUUCCGAAACAGCCUUGUGGCUGAUGCUUAUGCUCAGCUUUGCACUGAGUUCAUCACAUGGGAGUGGGCCUUCAGGAAGAGCAUGCACUCCUGGUUAAUGGAAGCUGAGACAAAGGUGUCAAACUUUGGCACAAUAGCAGGACAGAUUCAGCCAUCCUCAAAGGUGGACGACUUACUGCGCAGCCUGAAAUAUGAGGCCUCCCUUGAACUAACUAAAGGGGAAACGCUCAUUUUAGACAACCUCGCUGAAUUCUACAAGCGGUCUGAUGGACACGUUCACUUAUUAGAGAAGUACAAAAUGGACUUCAUCAACUCAGCCAAAACCAUCAGGAGAGAGACAGAGAACUCUGUGAAUAACAAGCUUGAGGCAGCAGUGGAGAUUAGAAAGGGUAUGUUCAGGUUAGAGAGCAUCAAGACAAAUCAUACAGCUGUGAUGGAGCGGAAAGUGCUGGACCUGAUUGAGAAGUGCAGGAAAAGUAAAGAUCUGUCAGAUGAACAGCUGAAGGCCGAAUUUGAGAAGAUGUGGAAAGAGACUGUGAAAGAACUGCAGUUCUGUGGCCUGGAAAAACGAGAUAUUGUCCAAGAUAUCCAUCAUCAGCUGAGGUCAAACUUAGAGAGAGAAGGUAGCUCAGUGAAAGAAAAUUUUUUUCAAGUGGUCAAAUUAUCUGAAUGUGGAAUGGAGCCAUUCAAAGUGAAUAGUAUAGGAGUGUUUAAAAAGAUAUGGCACACAAUUUUUGGAAAUGAGCAGAAGAUAAUGACACAAACGAUGGUUGAUCACAUCAUUGAGCGCAGCAGGCAGUUUGUGGAAGAGAAAGUGAGAACAAGGUCUGAUUACCAUAACACAUACAUCACAGACCUGCUUCGCAUGGUAGAUGAAAACCUGGACAGGCACAGGGAUCUGCAAAUAAGUGCUGAGUUUCAGGCCAAGUUGAAGAUCCACAUCUGUGGACAUGCAGCACGAGAGUUUCAUCAAAUGCAUUUGGAUUUUAUCCAAGCAAAUGAUCCCCGUCAAUGUCUGGAGCAGUUCAAGCAACAGUACUGCACUGACUUCAAGGACCUGUUCAACAAAAGAGACCAGUGUCAGAAGAAAGCAGUGGAGUUCACCAUCAACUGUCUUGCACCCGCGGUUAAGGAAUACAUCACCCAAUCUCUGGGCCCUGACCUUGUGGAUGAAGUGCUGACAGGGCAAAAAGGCAUUGAUUUCACCACUCGAUCCUUCUUCCAGUUCUCAAUCCUCAAGCAGCUGCUUUCAGAUGAUAACUUUGAGAACUUUGUGAAUUACAUAAGUAAUUAUGAGGCCUUUGUGCAGGACUGGAUAUUCAAGCAGGUGGUUAAGCAGUUCUCAGAGGGAGAUGGUCUCAGGAACAUUGAGAUUGAGCACCUGAAGGGGAUGGUAAAAAGAUUAAAGGAAGCCAUUAAGAAUGCAGAGACGAAGGCCAAUGAAAGAGUGGCAGAAAGGGGUGAAGAGGACCGAAAUAUUCAGCUGUUCAUUCAGGAUAUCUGUAGUGACCUACAGGAGCUCGUAAUUCCCAAAGACCCCCUUGAAGUGGUCCUGGCCUUAAACACUGCCAAGCCAGAAGACUUUUCCCGGUGUCUGAAGGUGCUUGUGGAUGAAAUGGAGCAGUCCUUUACUGCAGAGUUUCAGAAAGGUGGGGAUGUGUUAACCAGGCUGACCUCACUGCCCUUUCAGCCACAGAAGGAGCUGUUUAACAGGGUAUUUGGCUGUGGGAGGCAGUGUCCCUUCUGCAAGACCCCAUGUGAAGCAGGCGGCAAGAACCACGUAGAGCACUUUGCUUCCAUUCACUGUCCUCAGGGUAUCGGGAGAUACAGAUAUAAGGACUCCACUAAAUUAGUGUGUGAUAUCUGCUCCAGCAGUGUUGCUAGUGAAGCAACAUUCAGAUCAAGCAAAACAGAGGGGAAAUAUCAUCCAUACAAGGACUAUCAAAGCAUUUACCCUGACUGGCGCAUCCAGCCUGACCCCAGCAUCCAGGCCUCAGACUACUGGAAGUAUGUCUUCAACAGGUUUAACGAGAAGUUUGCCACAGAAUAUGAUGCUAAGCCAGCUGACAUUCCCCACUUUUGGAGAGAUAUAACCCAAGACCAAGCCAUGAAAAGCUUGAAGGAAUCCUUCCAGAUGAAAACAGGAGAUUAAAUGGAUGUUUCAGUAGGGUGAUCUUCUGAUUGGAAUUAAUAUGAAAUAGUUUCCUCACAGGUACAACCCAUAAUAGUUAAGCACAUAUAGAGCCUCAAAGUUCAACAGCAUGGAAUCCUUCCAGAUGAAAACAGAAGGAGAUUAAAUUAAAUGGAUUGUAUGGCCCCUGUUUUAGUCUGGUUGAAAAUGUAUUUUCUGUGGAGCAUUAAUUAAUAGCCUACUCAUACAUAUCAUGGAUAAUCGCAAAAAGUGCUCCAACCAAGUUGAAUCCUAUCAAAGAAAGGGCCAUAGGUUAAAAAUAAAAAUACAAUAAAAAUAAAACAUUUCAAAAUUGGAACAUUAAAUUAAAUCA
Anguilla rostrata (American eel) is the source of this 5103-nucleotide messenger RNA. Its product is annotated as up-regulator of cell proliferation-like. Gene Ontology annotation, molecular function: GTP binding. The record is from RefSeq and is a predicted model, not a curated record. Lineage: Eukaryota; Metazoa; Chordata; Actinopteri; Anguilliformes; Anguillidae. Bases 30 to 4751 code for a protein of 1573 amino acids. The transcript has a single exon.